Messenger RNA from Malania oleifera, 2798 nucleotides. RefSeq lists its product as uncharacterized. The transcript has 2 exons. Bases 240 to 2624 code for a protein of 794 amino acids. NCBI's taxonomy places the organism in Eukaryota, Viridiplantae, Streptophyta, Magnoliopsida, Santalales, Ximeniaceae. The record is from RefSeq and is a predicted model, not a curated record.
UCUCUCUCCACCAAUCGCCCGCCCGUUCCCAAAAUUUGAAUUCGCAUUUCUCUCUCCCUCUCUCUCUCACACACACACAACACGCACACGCACAGACAAACAAAUUAAAGAAAUGUUUCUUGGAUACUGAACAAAAAUUUCCCCUCAUUAUUAUGAAUCAUUCUUUUUCCCCUUUUGCAUUCAAAUCUUAACCUCAUUGCAGUCCUCUACGCCUAGCCCCAACAUUCUUUGCCUCCGCCAUGGGCAGUUGUUUCAGCAAGAAGCGUUCUGCUCCAUCUUCUUCGCAAGCAGCGGCUACUGUCACCAUUUCAGGGUCCUCACGGUCUCUGCUCAAGCCUAAUAAUGAGACCCAUGUGGAGAAAGAGCAGGAGGAGAAGAAGAAGCAGGUUGCAGAGCCAGAAAUGGGGAAGAAGAAGGAAGAAGAAAGAGUGAAGAAGGAGAUUUUUGUUAUAAAGCACCGGAAAAGCCAUGAUGGUACUGUUGACAGGCGCCCGCCUGAUGGGGUUUCUUGUGCUGGUAAUAGCCCUGUUGGUACUAAAUGUGAAGCAGCUGAAAUGGGUACCAACAAUUCUCCUGGUUUUGGGAAUGAUGCUGUGAUUAAAGGGGUCGGAGUCGGGGAAAGAGGAGGCGAGGUGGAUCUGGCAGCACCACCUGCUGUGGCAGCCAUGAGGACAUCGAGCUGCAGCAAAGAAGAGCUCGAUGCCAUUCUCAUACAGUGUGGCCGCCUCAGCCGGUGCUCCUCUGGGAAGGCUUCUGCUUCCGAUGCAGCUUCCGGGAGUGGCAGGAAGUAUUCGGGAUCAAAGAGGAGUUAUGACUUUGACAAUGAUGAUGGUAAGAGGAAUGGGGACAGCGGCACUGCUAACAACGCAUACGGCGAUGAUGAGGAUGAUGAGAAGACGGAGAAGCUGAAUUACCGGCGGCAACGUGAUGGCCGCCGAUCUAGGGCCUCUUCCCACGAAAGGAGGAGGACACCUAGUAGGGAAAGGGAGCAGCAGCAGCGCUCCGGGAGCAGAGAUAGGGGCGGCAGUGGCAGCGGGAGAAGGGUGAGCCGCUCACCGGGCAGAAGAUCAGAAAAUCCCCAAACUACUACUACUACUACUACUACAAAUAGUGCUGCAGCUGCUGCUGGGUCAGCAGAUAAAUCUUCAGCACAAGCUAAUUGUGGGAUAACAAUUGGUACCAGGCCAGGGAAGAUGGUGGCAGUUCCUGCCUCUGUUACAUCCCUGGCAAUGGAUAAGAGCAACAACAAUGGGGGUAUUGAAAAUGCUAACACCGCCCCAGUCAGAAGAGUUUUGGUGAGGAGGAACUGUGGAGAGGCAGGGGUUGGUUCUCGGACAAGUGCGUCGCCUCGAUCUCAAUCCCCAGCAAAUCCAAAUGGGAAUGCCAAUUGCCACCAGCAGCCUUCGCUUAGCCGCGGCUCUUCAAGGAAAGCAGAGCAGUCUCCUUACCGAAGAAAUCCCUUGAGUGAGAUCGAUACCAACUCACUUGCAAUCCAACAGCAACCACCAUUUUCAAACAAAAAUGUAGCAAACACCACCACCAUCAAGGUGCAGAACAGCAACAAAACUACAGAUGUUGAUGGAGAAGGAUACCAACCCAAGGAAUUGCCCUCCAAUGUUAGGCCUCUGAAGACCAGUGUGGAGGUAAGCAAUAAUAAUGUCCAAGUGAGCAACAGAAGCAACAAGAGCAAUGCACCAGAGAACAAUGUUGCGACUGUUAAUGGCGGAGCAGAGGAGCAGCUGCAUCAGAUUGCUGAAGGACCCUUUGAGCCUAAAGGAAUGAAUCCAAAGAAAAGCUUGGUUGAAGUGACUACAGUAGCUGCAGGGGAUGAAAUCUUGGAUCCUCGGACGUUAACGAGAAGCAGAUCCUCCAGGCGAUCCCGAGACCUGGAUUUCAAUCCGGACAGCCUAAUGAAUCCCAUUACAUCAUAUAACAAGCGAUUGCUUGAAGACAUUCAAAAUUUUCAUCAGAAGAACACCUCGGGCCCCUCAUUCUCUCUCCCACCGUGUGUCACCAAGGCCUGCUCCAUUCUUGAAGCCGUAGCAGACCUCAAAUCCUGCACUGCCAAUCUGUCUUCUGGUUUUUCAACUGACAAAAGAAGCCCCACAGCAGCUGAUUCAAGCAAUAGGAAAGAAAAUAACUUUUCUCUCAGUGUCAAUGCCGGUGCGAAGAAAAGAAUAGAAGCAAAAGACCCUUUUAUGGAAUCUGAGAUAGUUGUGAAUGAUGAUUUAAUGGAGCCCAGCUUUCACAAGUAUGUGACUGUGAGGAGGGGAACAAUUGGUGGAGAAGACAUGGAAGAGCAGGAAUCCUCAGGAAGCAACAGCUUUGUGGGUAGUGGUCAGCAGCAUUGGGGUUCUUCUACGUGGGAACCUAGUUCGGCUGAUUCAUCUGAUUGCUGGACUUCAAGGUCUAACAACAUGAAAGGGGAGGAACCGAGUCCACCGGGCUUUCAGAGGCAGGACUUAUUGGCAUCAGGCUGUGAUGGAGAUGAGGGCCGAGGAAGGUUGAGCAGAAAGAAGAAGGAGUCCGAUCACCAACAGAACAGGAUUGGGCGUGGUGGCAUUGGUGCUGGUAGAGUAGGUGUUCACACAGUACCUGCAGUUGCCACUGCUGCUUCGAGGUAAAUGGGAAUAAUGCACUCGGCUUUAGGUUGGUUUUCUGGUUGAUGAUGUAAUUGUGUUGUUAGCAGUUGCAUACUUGCAACAUUUCUGAAUUUCAGUUUAAAAAUAUUCGCUUGGAGGGAGGCAAUGAACAUCAAUCAUCAAAUGAAAAAUGAUUUAUCCUUACUGCAUCAGAAA